Aplysia californica (California sea hare) is the source of this 3147-nucleotide messenger RNA. Its product is annotated as multifunctional protein ADE2. Lineage: Eukaryota; Metazoa; Mollusca; Gastropoda; Aplysiida; Aplysiidae. Gene Ontology annotation, biological process: 'de novo' IMP biosynthetic process. The record is from RefSeq and is a predicted model, not a curated record. Gene Ontology annotation, molecular function: phosphoribosylaminoimidazolesuccinocarboxamide synthase activity.
AUUGCUGAAGACUGGAAAAUUGAGCGGCCGGCGUGCGAAGGUGCAUCGUGUGGGCGCUCACUCCACUACUCCAAAGCAGACUACAAAAACUGUCCUGAUUCUGAUUUAUAUCCAUUUCAGAAGAGCUUACAGCUGCGUGAAUCGCUUCUCCAGUAUUCUAAAAUGUCUGCAGAUUUCUCUAAACUUGGAGCUAAAGUGAUUGAAGGGAAGACCAAGAUUGUGUACGAUCUGGUGGACCACCCUGGAAAAGUGCUUGUGGAGUCCAAGGACCGCAUUACAGCCGGCGAUGGCGCUCGUGCCAAUGACAUGGAGGGCAAGGCCAAAAUAUCAACUGCAACUGCCACAUCCAUUUUCCAGUUAUUGAACAAUGCAGGAAUAAAGACUCACUUCAUUCAGCCGGAAGGGGAAAGGUCAUUUGUUGCCUACAAAUGUCACAUGAUCCCCAUUGAAUGGGUGACACGAAGAAUUGCUACUGGUUCGUUCUUAAAACGAAAUGUUGGAGUCCCAGAGGGAUACAGGUUCAACCCCCCCAAGCUUGAGACAUUUUUCAAGGAUGAUGAAAACCAUGAUCCCCAGUGGUCAUUUGAACAAUGCCUUGCUUACGGAAAAUCAUUUGGAGGUGUUCUGAUUGGAAGAAAUGAGCUACAAAUCAUGGAGAAAAUGACCGUGACCAUAUUUGAAAUCCUUGAGAAAGCAUGGGCAUCUCUGGACUGUAGCCUUGUUGAUAUGAAGAUUGAAUUUGGUGUGAAAGACGGAACAGAUGAAAUCAUCUUGGGCGACAUCAUUGACAGUGACUCAUGGCGAUUGUGGCCAUCUGGAGAUAAGCGCUUGAUGAAGGAUAAACAAGUUUACAGAAACCUGAAGGAAGUUACUGCUGAGAGUUUGGACAUGGUGAAGAGGAACUUUGAAUGGGUUGCUGAAAGAGUGCAGCUUCUUAACUCAAAGCCAAGUGGUCGUGUGGCUGUGUUUAUGGGCUCUAGCAGUGACGCAGCUCAUUGUGAGAAAAUCAGAGGAGCUUGUAAAAAUUACGGCGUGCCUUGUGAGCUGAGAGUGACAUCAGCACAUAAGCAGUCAGACCAGACCCUGAGAUUACUGGCGGAAUAUGAAGGUGAAGGAAUACCCACAGUGAUCAUUGCUGUGGCUGGACGUAGCAAUGGGCUGGGACCUGUGCUCUCUGGCAACACGGCCUGGCCCGUCAUUAACUGUCCUCCUAUCUCAGGUGACUGGGGAAGCCAAGAUGUUUGGUCAAGCCUGAGGUUGCCUUCAGGUUUGGGAUGCUCCACUGUUCUGCAGCCUGAAAGUGCAGCUCAGGCUGCGGCCCAGAUUCUUGGCCUGAGCGACCACGUGGUCUGGGCCAAACUAAGGGCCAAGCAGCUCAACACCUGGGUAGACCUCAUCAAAGCUGAUAGAAAAAUGAGAGAUGACAAGUAACUGUCAUCAGUUCCUCACUUCUCCUGUUGGGAGUUUCUUUUACUUUUGGUCAGGUUUUUCUGUAGAUGCAUAUCAUAUGUCUUGGAGGUGGAGUUUACAAACUACUUUACCGGAUCAUGUGGUUUGGAACUUUCAAUGGCAUCAUGUAGACCUAUAUGAAAAUUAGUAAAAGAGCACUGGGCUGGGAAAUCUGAUUAUUGUUAUUUCCAGUUUUUGUUUUUUCUAGAGCACGUUUCAUUUAUUGGAAGUCAACCAUUCUACUGAAUUUCUUCUUCGGAGUGCCAUACAUCUCUAAAGUUGGCAGUCUUUUGUACCUCCUGCCAUCUGUACAUGGUAAAGGGAACUAUCUUGCAAUUUUAUAGUGCAGAGAUUACGUUUUGAUUUACUUGUUCUCUCUUAUCCGGAACUUCUUCAAUUUACUUCAAAGUGCCAUUCUUGUCUUCUUCUUUGGAGGUUUGAAUCUCUUUUUCUGCCUCAGCCUGUCUUUGAUAAGGGGGAACAAUUUUUCAUGCUGAAGCUAUCCUGCCAUCUUCUCUCUUUAAUAUAUGAUGAAAAAAGGCUCUGUCUCACACUUUAUCCCUUUGCCUCAAUUUUUCUUUUUUGUUGUUGCUUUUCUGAGUUUGUAAAUGUAGGCAGCAUUUGGUCCACUCUGAAGUCCGACCUUGUUUUAUUCCAUAAUGUGGCCGAAAAAGCUUAAAUGCCAUGUUGUAACCCCCAUUUGGUAAUGAGUAUCCAGAUUCUUUUGUUACUAUAAUUUGAAGCUACCAAGGCUUUUGUGUUCAUUUUCACUUCAUGUCACUUUUUCAUUUUCUCGCCCUUUUGAAGAAUUUGGAAUGGAAGGAUAUUAUGAGCUGCAGGCAUUUAGUAGAUAAUGGAACUACAAUAGAUUUUUUUGUUUUUUUGACAUAUUUUGUUCUUGGACAAUGAAAUGGUGCAAUGAGUCCCUCAAGUCCGGAGAGGAAACUUUGAAAUCUUUUCUUCUUGUUUUUGAAGACCCAAACUAAAAUUGAUAUAUAUAUGUACAAGAUAUUUUGAAAAGUGUUUAUUAUUGGUUAUAUGGACUGUUAGUAGACUUACCUAUAAAAUGUAUUAGCUUUCUUUUGAAAGUUGCUUUAUUAUAACCAACAGUUUGCUCAAUGUCAUGGUUUUUUUGUUUAAAAAAAAAAUAAAUUAAAGUGAAGAACUGUUAAUGUAUGAGAAAGGAAGGGACCAUGAGGCACAAUUGUUUUCCCUGUGGGUACCUCCUAUUUCUCUUAUCUCUUUCUGUCAGUUAAUUAUGACAGGAACACUUCACAUGUGCUUGCCUUGUUGUAGCGUCUUUUCCGGGUGUUUCUUCAUGUGAAUGCUGAUAUAUAUGGGAAAAAAAAUGUAUUGCAGAGAUUCGGCUCUGCAUUUGUUUACAAGUACUAAACCCACGUACAUGAAACGAUUUUCUUUUGUGCUUAGAAAAUGAAGAAAUACAGUUUCACUACUGUUUUCAAAUUCUAAAAGUAACCAGAAGGACAGUCUGUUGAAAUUAACUCCCCCCCCCCCCCCCCCAACCACCACACACACAUCUACACACACCACACAUUCAUCUGCUUACUGCUUACUUUCAUAUUUUUUUAAAGAAUGAAACAUUCCCAGCCCUAAAAAUGAAACAUUUGUAAAAGUCAAUAUUAUUUCACAAGAGCUUUUUCUAUGUGGCAAAAUAAAUUUCAUCUCACUAACAGGCAA